Messenger RNA from Sorex fumeus (smoky shrew), 3757 nucleotides. RefSeq names its product pyruvate dehydrogenase kinase 4 (gene PDK4). Gene Ontology annotation, cellular component: mitochondrion. The record is from RefSeq and is a predicted model, not a curated record. Bases 238 to 1476 code for a protein of 412 amino acids. Gene Ontology annotation, biological process: protein phosphorylation; regulation of glucose metabolic process. Lineage: Eukaryota; Metazoa; Chordata; Mammalia; Eulipotyphla; Soricidae. Gene Ontology annotation, molecular function: pyruvate dehydrogenase (acetyl-transferring) kinase activity. The transcript has 11 exons.
GGACGUGGUGGAAAAACGCUGACUUGAACGUCUCGAGCGCACACUGCCCGACUCCUGCACCUCCAAGCACCCUAGAACUUUAUCCCGGGGCGAGGUGCACUGAUUCCCCAGAACACCUGGCUCUGCCCUUCUCCUGCGGACGCGCCCACGAAACUCUUCUUCGACCCAGGCUUCUGCUGCCUGCAACCUGCGCCCCUCCUGCCCGCCCCAGCUUCCAGUGGUCCCGUGGGCGUGAAGAUGAAGGCGGCCCGCUUUGUGCUGCGCAAUGCCAGCUCCUUGAGUAAUGCCAGCCUGGUGCCUCGCGAGGUCGAACAUUUCUCGCGCUACAGCCCGUCCCCGCUGUCCAUGAAGCAGCUGCUGGACUUUGGUUCAGAAAAUGCGUGUGAAAGAACUUCUUUUGCAUUUUUGCGGCAAGAAUUGCCUGUGAGACUAGCCAACAUCUUAAAGGAAAUUGAUAUUCUUCCUGAUCGACUAAUUAAUACCCCUUCAGUGCAGUUGGUAAAAAGUUGGUAUAUCCAGAGUCUGAUGGAUUUGGUGGAAUUCCAUGAAAAAAAUCCAGAGGACCAUAAAGCUUUGUCAGAUUUUGUAGAUACUCUAAUCAAAGUUCGAAAUAGACACCAUAACGUGGUUCCUACAAUGGCCCAAGGAAUCAUAGAAUAUAAAGAUACCUGUACAGUUGACCCAAUCACUAACCAAAAUCUUCAGUACUUUUUGGAUCGAUUUUACAUGAACCGUAUUUCUACACGGAUGCUGAUGAAUCAACACAUUCUUAUAUUCAGUGACUCAAAAUCAGCAAACCCAACCCACAUUGGAAGCAUUGAUCCAAACUGUGAUGUAGCAGCAGUGGUCCAAGAUGCCUUUGACUGUGCAAAGAUGCUUUGUGAUCAGUAUUAUUUAACAUCUCCAGAAUUAAACCUCACACAAGUGAAUGGAAAACUUCCAGGCCAACCUAUUCACAUUGUUUAUGUCCCUUCUCAUCUUCAUCAUAUGCUUUUUGAACUAUUCAAGAAUGCAAUGAGGGCAACAGUGGAACACCAGGAAAAUUGUCCUUCUCUUACACCAAUUGAGGUGAUUGUUGUUUUAGGAAAAGAAGAUCUUACAAUUAAGAUUUCAGAUAGAGGAGGUGGUGUUCCCCUGAGAAUCAUUGACCGCCUCUUUAGUUAUACUUACUCUACUGCACCAACACCUGUGAUGGACAAUUCCCGGAAUGCUCCUUUGGCUGGUUUUGGUUAUGGCUUACCAAUUUCCCGUCUCUAUGCCAAGUACUUUCAAGGAGAUUUGAAUCUCUUUUCUUUGUCAGGAUAUGGGACAGAUGCCGUCAUCUAUUUAAAGGCCCUGUCUUCUGAGUCUAUAGAAAAGCUCCCAGUCUUUAACAAGUCAGCCUUCAAACACUAUCAGAUGAGCAGUGAGGCUGACGACUGGUGUGUUCCAAGCAAGGAACCAAAAAACCUGGCGAAGGAGAAACUGGCUGUGUGAAUAGGGACACUCGGAACACUGGAAGGGAUCAAAGUGGGCUCAUGCUAGUGCCGCUUCCUGAACGCUUGCAUGUGAACUCUGGUUUCCUCAACAACAUGACGACAAAAACUCCUUGAUUAGAACUUUGUGGCAGAGGAAAGGAGCUUGUUUCUGUUACCCAGGAGAGCACAGUGCAGGACUGCGGGAAUUAACAGAUCACUGGCUCUUUUAUUCUUCUCACUUAGAAUAUGCAUGAGUUGAUAGCAAAUCCUAAAGAAGAAUAAGCUUCAGUUUUCCAUUAUUUUAUCAACAAGGAUGGGAAAGGGAGAGAAGUGAAGACCUAGGCCAGAAGUUGCAAUAGACUGUGUUUUAAAUGACGUUAAAAGCAAUUGGUAUUUGCUGAGUACCAAAUAUCAAUAUAUCAAGUACUGCCCUAUCAUUCAAGGAUUGGGACUUACUUUACCUGUGUGAUUAGAAAUGUAAAUGUACAUUUUAUGUGUGUAUAUGAAUCUAUAUAGUUAGUGUGUGUGUAUGUGUGUAUAUAUGUGUGUGUAUUCUAAAAAAAAUGUUGGCAACCUAAAAAAAUAUUCACUUUAAGAAGGUAUGAGUUAAAACAUUUUAUUCAGUGUUGCUGCCAAGGUUUUCUGCCAAUAUGAGAACUCAGAAAGAAAUCUUUUAGUGAAAAGUAGAGGCCUUUAAUAUGCUGCUUUUCCUGUUCACACUCACAUGAUAAGAAAACAUUUAUUGUUAGGUGCCUAGUGAAUUAAAAAGUCUGCACCAAAUUCAGAGUGUUGGUAGUGGAGGGAGAUAAGAAUUGCCACAGUGAUUGCAAACUAUCUCUUAUUUUCUUGUGUUUCUAAAUGAGUUGGAAAAAAAUCAACAUUAAGGAAAGAAGUUUGUUCAGAACCUGUGUCAGGAGGAAGUACUGCUUUCUCCCAGGUAAUCCAAAGAUACCCAUUUUUCUAGGAUUAAGAAGAUGUAAUAUGGGGCUGGAGCGAUAGCACAGCAGGUAGAGUGAUAGCACAGUUGGUAGGGCUUUUGCCUUGCAUGUGGAUGACGAGGAUUCCAUUCCCGGCAUCCCAUAUUGUUCCCCAAGUACCGACAGGAGUAAUUCCUAAGUGCAUGAGCUAGGAGUAACCCCUGGGCAUCACCAGGUGUGACCCAAAAAGCCCCCCAAUGUAAAAUAUGUAUAUAUGUUUAUAUACAUAUGCUUACAAUCAUAUAUACAUAUGUAUUGAAUUAUAUUAUCUACACUCCAGUGUUUAUUUGCCUGUAACAAAAUUCCAAGUUACAAACGGCUUAAGAAAAUCAGAAUUUAAGUACUCCGAGGAGUACCAUUUUACCAAAUAAAAUGAUUAAGGAGUUUUUAUGCCAGGAUGUUUUGUGAACCAUGGAGAUUUAAGAGCUGAUACGUAAAAGCUGUAAAGCAUGUGAGAGUUUUGGAAAGUUGAGCUGGAUAUAUUAGGCAAAUUGAUGAUUCAGCCUAGUAGAUUAUACUUGGAGAAGAAAAUGAAUGAAGGAAGGGAGGGAAGAGGAAGACAGGCAUUUUGUAUAUUCACAAAUAAUUUGAAGAAAAGUAAUAUAUUUUCCUAGAUAAAUUAUUGACAAGAGCAUUUGUGUCUUUCUAAGGACUAUGGUCUUUCUAAGUACUAUGGCUUCUUUAAGUGGUUAUAUAAAAUAAUAAGCUUUUCUGAAAUUAAUAAAUUCAUUUGCAUCAAAUUGAUGUUUAAAGCAGGCAAUAGAAAAAACCUAGAAUUGUUAGCAUUGUAAAAUAAUCAGUACUGUUUUGUGCGUUGAGUUUAACAUAUGUAUUUAAUUUUGUUGUGGUUUAAUGUCUUGGUGCUUCAGAUAGAAGCCUCAAACUAUGUUUUGUAGAUUCAAACUUAACUAUUAAAAGUUUCAGGCAGUGACUCUCAUUUAUUACACAAAACUAUUUGCAAUCAAUUAUUUGACUUUUCAGUUUUUACUGAAAUGUAAACAUUUAUGCAUAUAAGUCCAUGUAUUUGCCAAAGAUUUAAAGCAGUAAAUUAUUUAACAUAACAACACUGUGAACUAUCUUUGAAACAGUAGAGAAAAAGAAAUGCAUCUCCAUAACAAUAAUUAUGUAGAGUUCUAUAAAAUAGAAAUAGUCUACACUGGUAUUUGUAAAUCUGUUGACGAGUUUUAGGAUUCUAGUGGCUGGAUACUGAAUGCUCAAGCACACUUAAAUUAUUAAUGCAUAAAUUGUACUUUAUUUCUAGGUUAUGUACAGAGAAAUUAUAUAAUUUUAUAAUAAAUAUUUUUAUUAAAAUAGUAGAAACAA